UCAGAGCAGCUGGUGAUAAGUGUAGCCAAGAUUCAGACUGUGUUUGCGACGAUGGUUUCACUGCAAAAUGUCACGACAAUAGCUGCCGAUGUCGCCAUCACGGACAUCACCCCAACAACCACGCUGGUAGAGCUGCUGGUGACUCUUGCUCAGCGAAUUCUGAUUGCGACUGUCCACAUGGAUUUGUUGCUCAUUGUAGAGAUAGCAUUUGCCGGUGUCACCACGAUGGACACGUGACCCAUCACCCACAUACACAUCUCCCGGAUAAUCACCAUCCCAACAGCCACGCUGGUAGAGCUGCUGGUGACUCUUGCUCGGUGAAUUCUGAUUGUGACUGUCCACAUGGAUUUGUUGCUGAUUGUAGAGACAGCAUUUGUCGAUGUCACCAUGAUGGACACGUGACCCAUCACCCACAUACACAUCACCCGGAUAAUCACCAUCCCAACAGCCACGCUGGUAGAGCUGCUGGUGACUCUUGCUCGGUGAAUUCUGAUUGUGACUGUCCACAUGGAUUUGUUGCUGAUUGUAAAGACAGCAUUUGCCGAUGUCACCAUGAUGGACACGUGACCCAUCACCCACAUACACAUCACCCGGAUAAUCACCAUCCCAACAGCCACGCUGGUAGAGCUGCUGGUGACUCUUGCUCGGUGAAUUCUGAUUGUGACUGUCCACAUGGAUUUGUUGCUGAUUGUAAAGACAGCAUUUGCCGAUGUCACCAUUAUGGACACGUGACCCAUCACCCACAUACACAUCCCCCGGAUAAUCACCAUCCCAACAACCACGCUGCUAGAGCUGCUGGCGACUCUUGUCAACAUAACUCAGACUGUACCUGUAACGAUGGCUUUACUGCACAAUGCCACGACAAUUCCUGCCGAUGUCAUCAUCAUGGACAUCAUCCAUUAAGAAGGUGA
Molecule: messenger RNA, 911 nt
Organism: Lottia gigantea (owl limpet)
Lineage: Eukaryota; Metazoa; Mollusca; Gastropoda; Lottiidae
Exons: 1
Source: RefSeq, a predicted model, not a curated record